AUGUCGGGUUCAGUACGCAGUCGAGAGGAAGCCAUGACGGGUGGGGUGGCAGGAUCAUCGGGUGUGGAGACGAUUGAACUGGUCGCGUUGAAUUCGGAUGGAGGUGCGGAAGGCGGUGCAGUGGGUGAAGCAGUAGAGGGUGUUGAGUGCAGAAGUAAUGAUAAUAACGAGACCAGUAGUGGAGCAUAUCGUAUGUUGAAUGUUGCCGCGGUCAUUGAUGAUCACCCGCAUCGGUCGUUGUCGAAAAGGCGGCGAACGGUACGAAUCGACGAAAUGUUAAUGGGCGCGAGUUCGAGCGAUACUGCUACCAAUAAUAUUAAUAAUAACAAUAACAGUAGCAGUAAUCACCAUCAGUCACCAAAUAAGGAAUGUGAAGAAUGGGAGGAUGAUGCGAGUAGUGGUCAUCCGUCUGAACGCGGUAUGCUGCCACCAACUUUCACUACGUUGUUGCCAGCCGACAGCCUUGAAUUGCUGAAUAUUGCUGGAACGAGGUUGCUUUGUUCGUCAUAUCACAUUGUCUGUUUUGAAUAUUUGGGUAUUUGUCAGCAACGGAUGUUCUAA
This is a messenger RNA of Anisakis simplex (herring worm), 561 nucleotides long. The record is from the annotation of a GenBank genome assembly. NCBI's taxonomy places the organism in Eukaryota, Metazoa, Nematoda, Chromadorea, Rhabditida, Anisakidae.